Culicoides brevitarsis is the source of this 342-nucleotide messenger RNA. It is a transcript of the gene EMC5, whose product is annotated as ER membrane protein complex subunit 5. Lineage: Eukaryota; Metazoa; Arthropoda; Insecta; Diptera; Ceratopogonidae. The transcript has 2 exons. The record is from RefSeq and is a predicted model, not a curated record. Bases 1 to 342 code for a protein of 113 amino acids.
AUGGGACUUCAGAGCCUUUACAAACUUGGCCUUUUCCUUGGAUUCGCCUCGUUGCUUCACGUAACGUACUCGGCAGCACAACACAGAACAUACAUCCGAAUAACCGAGCAGGAGUUCAAUUAUCUGCCGAUCGACAUCAUUCUGCAGGCGAUUUUCAGUUUAGUGCUAGUUAUUGUCAGUUUAAUGAAUACCAUUGGAGACUUUAAGGAAAUCCGGGCAGUGCAGACAAAGUCGUGGGAAACAGUGGCGAACCUGCCGUCAUUUUACACAUUCAAUCAUCGUGGAAAGACCCUCUUUUCGCCACAAAGCACGUCACAGUUACCAGUUGAUUACGACGAUUAA